CAAAACCAUUCCCCCGCGCCUUAGUGAGAUUGAGCGUAAAGGUGCGGAUAACGCUAUGUUUACAAUUACAAAGCUAUGCAACAAUCUCUCUUAAAGAGUGUCCAAAAGUGCCUACAAAAACAAAAACAAAAACAAAAACAUUCCCAACUACUACUAACAAAAUUCAUUAGUACACAUUUUGACUCAUGGAACAAUCUCAUUUUGGCACUAGCCCAAGGUAGCUCCAACACAGAGUUGGCCUUAUAUGAGGCCUCUUGUGAGCUCAACUAUGGCACCAAACCAAAUGCGUAUGCUCUGGUUCACCUUGUCCGAGCUUCUACGAACCUGGGCUACUACUCUUAUGGCCACCAGCUCCAUAGCUACAUUCUACGAUCUGGGUUUGUUUCCAAUGUCUUUGUCUCCGCUGCCCUUGUCAGAUUUUACGUAAAAGAUUCAUUGAGUGACGCCCACAAAUUGUUCGCUGAAAUUCCUCAACCAAGUGUGGUUUCUUGGAAUACUUUGAUUUCUGGAUACGUUCACUCUGGGCGGUUUAGUAAGGCAUUGGAUUUGUUUGUUCAGCUGGAAAGGUCUGACAUUUUUGCAGACUCUUUUACAUUUACGGCUGCUUUAGCUGCUUGUGGCCAAUUGUGUUUGUUGGAACUAGGUAAGUCAAUUCACACCAAGAUAGUGAAAUUUGGUGUACAAUGCAGCAUUUUUGUUGCCAAUUGCUUGAUUGAUAUGUAUGGGAAAUGUGGCGAUGUUGAUAGUGCAAUCCUUGUGUUUAACAAGAUGAAAGACAAGGAUACUAUUUCUUGGAAUUCAGUUAUAGCAGCAAGUGCUAGAAAUGGAUUGCUAGUUCAAGCAUUUGGCUUUUUGCAGCAGAUGCCUAACCCUGACACAAUCUCAUACAAUGAACUGAUAAACGGUUUGGCUCAUUUUGGUGACAUAGAAGAUGCUAUUCAUAUUAUGUCAACCAUGCCAAGUCCAAAUUCAUCUUCCUGGAAUUCAAUAAUAACAGGUUAUGUAAACCGAGAUAGAGCACGAAAAGCUCUGAACUUUUUCUGUAGAAUGCACUCAAAGGACAUAGAAAUGGAUCAGUUCACAUUUUCAAGCAUCUUAAGUGGAAUUGCUGGUCUAUCAGCUUUAACAUGGGGGAUGCUGAUUCAUUGUUGUACAAUAAAAUGCGGUUUGGGUAAAUCCAUAGUUGUGGGAAGCGCUUUAGUUGACGUGUACUCCAAAUGUGGAAGAGUAAAGAAUGCUGAGUUGAUGUUUCAGUCGCUACCCAUAAAGAACUUGGUAACAUGGAAUGCAAUGAUAUCUGGCUUUGCACUAAAUGGUGAUUCUACAAAAGUGAUCCAACUCUUUGAGCAGCUAAAAAUGGAGAGGGAUGUGAAACCGGAUGGGAUCACAUUUCUUAAUGUUUUAUCUGCAUGUUCACAUAACCAAGUGUCAUUAGAAAUUGCUACCCAAUACUUCGAAUCAAUGAUGGAGGAUUAUGGGAUUGAACCAACUGCUGAGCAUUGUUGUUCUAUGAUCCGGCUUAUGGGACAAAGGGGGGAGGUGUGGAGAGCAGAGAGGAUGAUCUUUGAGCUGGGUUUUGGGUCAUGUGGAUUGGUCUGGAGGGCUUUGCUUGGUGCUUGUGGGAAUCUGAAGCUUGCAAGGACUGCAGCUUCAAUGGUUUUAAAGUUGGAAGGUGAUGAUGAUUAUGUAUAUGUUAUGCUAUCUAAUAUUUAUGCACUUUAUGGAAAAUGGGGACAUGCAAGGGAAGUCAGGGAGUCAAUGAGGAAGAAACAGGUGAGAAAAGAAGCUGGUCGUAGUUGGAUUGUGGUGGAUAAUGUUAAUGCAAAUCUUUCCUUCUUGCGAUGAUAACUUUAACAAUGUUUAUGCAACUUCAUGUUAUUUCAAGACUGACAUCAAAGAUCACCACCUAGCUUUUGGACUGGCAUUUGUUUGCCUUAAGGAUCCAAAGCAUGCCCAAGACAUCGGCAAGUAAAAAGUAAAAACCAUAGCAACUAGGAAAAAUAAUGUUCUCUAGGCAACCGAGGGUGUUGUAGAAUUUAUAGGUUUACUAGCCAGUUUAGCAUAAUAUAAAUAAACAUUGA
Quercus lobata is the source of this 2081-nucleotide messenger RNA. RefSeq names its product Pentatricopeptide repeat (PPR) superfamily protein. The record is from RefSeq and is a predicted model, not a curated record. Lineage: Eukaryota; Viridiplantae; Streptophyta; Magnoliopsida; Fagales; Fagaceae. The transcript has a single exon. Bases 76 to 1845 code for a protein of 589 amino acids. Gene Ontology annotation, molecular function: RNA binding; protein binding. Gene Ontology annotation, biological process: RNA modification.